AUGCUUUGGCGGCGGUGUGUCCGUGUUCCCUCGGCUGCUCUAGCCUCUGUUCUCCCGCUGGUGCUGCUCUGGUCCGCCUGGUCCGGAGCUGAGGCCCGGGACUCGGACCUGAACUUGGUCACAUGCGGAUCUCUAGUCAAAUUACUCAACACUCGCCACAAUGUCCGCCUCCACUCCCACGACGUCAAAUACGGAUCAGGCAGCGGGCAGCAGUCUGUGACCGGAGUGGACGCAGCUGACGAUGCCAACAGCUUCUGGCAGAUCCGCGGGAAGCCGGACAAGCCCUGUACCCGCGGAGCACCCAUCAAGUGUGGCCAACAAGUCCGAUUCACACACAUGAAGACGGGACGCAACCUGCACUCGCACCACUUCACCUCCCCCCUGUCCAACAACCAGGAGGUGAGUGCAUUCGGCGAGCGCGGCGAGGGCGAUGACCUGGACGUGUGGACGGUGCAGUGCGACAGCGACGUGUGGGAGCGCGACGACAGCGUGCGGCUCAAACACGUGGGCACCGACGUCUUCCUGGCCGUCACCGGGGAAACGUACGGCCAUCCAAUCAGAGGGCAGCGCGAGGUCCACGGCAUGAACAACGGCGGCGCGCACAGCCUCUGGAAAACCAUGGAGGGAGUGUUCAUUCAGCCCAGCACGGAGCCACUCCGACACGACGAACUGUGA
Messenger RNA from Knipowitschia caucasica, 675 nucleotides. NCBI's taxonomy places the organism in Eukaryota, Metazoa, Chordata, Actinopteri, Gobiiformes, Gobiidae. The record is from the annotation of a GenBank genome assembly.